UCCACUUCCCCCGAAAAUACAACGUAAUUCCUCCGCAGCUCUCGAACGCUCAGCACACGGAAUGUUUUCCGCGGCAUUUUUGUGAAUAGAAAAUCCAGUGGAAAUGCCCUAAAAGUGACGAAAGAUGUUUGUGAGGCACUAGUGAAGGAAUUUUUCCAUUUUCACGGCAUCUUCGGGGUGAUUUUCUUCUCUGAAAAAAAAAUCUCUGUGCUUUUUUGGGGGAUGUGAGUGUUUUGUGUGGUUUUUCUGGGGGCAACGCAGCAGAGACACUUUUCCAACGACUUUUCUCCACAUUCUCACAUAAGUAACAUAGGAAAUAAAUUAAGAAAAAACGACACUGACCACCGAUUUUGGCGCGGAAUGUCUGGAGGACGUGGCGAGGAGCAUGAGAAUCUCAUGGGGGAUGCAGACGACGGUGGGUGUGAGGAGUACGUCGAUGAUCCCGCGGGUCCGGCGUCGGGAUUGAGGCGUCGCAAAGGAAAAAUAAUGUCGUGUGCCAAAGAAACGAUCGAAAAUGCUUCCAGACUUAUUCGUCGACGAGUGCCUUGUGCAGGACACCUGAUGACGCCGCGACGUCUCUGGCUCAACAAGAUUCCCGCCCAGUGCGAUGUUGUGAUUGAGUUUCCCGAAGAUGCACCCGAUGAGGUGCUUCGCUGGCUCCUGGCACGCAUCCGUUCACCCACACCCAAUGGUCUGGGUCUCUCAGCCCACGUGCGAGCACACGACAGUACAAAACGCACCGCAUUCUACCUAAGCGCCCCCAUUAGCAUACUCUUCCGGGCGGCGGAGGAGGCUCGCCUACCGAAGCGACUAAAGAGUGACUUGGGUGGGGCCUUGCGUGACUUCACGACCCGCGAAAAGCACUGCUUUGCCCAGGCGAAAGUUCCAUCCAGUGGCGAGGGUGACGAUGGCGGGGGUACACUUUUCACAUCCCAAGAGCGUCAGUGGCUCGUACUGCAGAUACUGCAAGGCCUACGAGCGGGAAUUGGGGAUUUGGAAGCGCUGCAAGGAAAAGCGGCGGUGGCGGAGGGACAGAGCAUAAUUGCUGCAUGGCAAGAAUCUGGUCUCAUUACCCAAGUAUUUCCACUCCAUGAAACAACCGCCUUAACCCAAUUGCAAUCCAGUUGGGUACGUAAUAUUUUUGCACCACAGCCAUUAGUCACGAGGAAUUCCUCCCUUCUAGACGACAUUGCAGAGUAUUUUGGCGUGAAGGUGGCCCUCUACUUUGCCUGGUUGGGUCAUUACACGUGCGCUUUGGGUGUUCCCGCCGUUUUUGGCACACUCAUGUGGGCCGGGCUGUAUGGACGCAAUCAGACAGCCCAGGAUAUUGGUCAUGUACUCUUCUCACUCUUCAACGUUGCCUGGGCAUCGCUCUACUUGGAGGCAUGGCGGAGGUAUUCGACAGAGUUAGCUUUCCGCUGGGGCACCUUGUCCACCCCUCCUGAACUUCUUGAGCCUCCACGGCCGCUCUAUAAAGGACCACUCGUGGAGAGCCCGGUUACAGGCCGUUUGGAGCCAAAGGAAGCUCCUGCAUGGCAACGACGAGCCUUCCGGUAUCUGGUUAGUUUCCCCAUCAUUGGCCUCUGCUUGGUCCUCGUCUUUGUCGUCAUGUUCAUAAUGCUUCGGUUCCAGGAUUGGCUAGAUGAGCAUCUUCCAGACGCUGAUGUUUGGAAAUGCAUUUGCAUGGCACCUCAGGAUUGGUGGGACGGGAAGCUGCCUGAAAAAGGUUUCUUGAGCUGCCUAAGUGUGAUCCCAAAAGUUCUCCUUGCCGGUGCUAUCACCCUAAUGGAUGAGGCUUACUUCAAGCUAGCUGUGUGGCUCAAUGAUCGAGAAAAUUAUCGUCUUCAGUCCAAGUAUGAGAAUCAUCUUAUUGCCAAGGUGGCUCUCUUCCAGUUUGUCAACUCCUUCCUCUCACUCUUCUACAUUGCAUUCUACCUAUGUGAUCAGGAUAAGCUUAAAGAGCAACUAGCUGGAUUACUGAUCUCACGGCAGAUCAUUGGAAAUCUGAGAGAAUCCGCUUGGCCGUAUGUUGUUGAACAGUGGAAGCUGGCAAAGCUCAGCUUUAACCUCUGGGGUGCUCUGAGUCCAACGCAGGAAACUAAAACAAAGCCCGAAGAUACAACUAAGCCUGAUGAGAAAAGUUCCGAAGCAGGGAAAAGGAGUAUCGGUCAGGCGGAAAUUGAGAGUUCACUCUACAAAUACGAUGGGACAUUUUCAGAUCAUCUAGAGAUGCUCGUUCAAAUGGGCUAUGUGGUACUCUUUUCAGCUGCCUUUCCCCUUGCAGGGCUCUGUGCCCUGGCCAACAAUAUAAUGGAAAUCCGUUCGGAUGCCUUUAAGCUCGCCCACGUUCACCAGAGACCUUUUGGGCAGCGUGUUGCAAAUAUCGGCACGUGGCAGAAUGCUCUGAGUCUGCUGGGUUUAGCAGCUGUUAUCGUUAACUGUGCCCUCAUUGGGCUAUCUGGUCAAGUGUCUCGCCUAUGGCCGGGACUCACUUCCACACAGACGGUAAUCUUGAUUGUGGCACUAGAGCACAUGAUGCUGGGACUCAGAUCUGCUCUAACAUGGCUCCUACCUGAACUCCCGUCGUGGUUGGCAGCAGAAAUUGCAAGAGCAGAACACUGUCGCAGGGAGAUGCAGUGCAAGGGCACAUCACCAAGAGCAACUCCACCGUCCCCAUCUUCAACGUCCAUUUCGCAUCCUGAUCAAGAGGAAAACACCCCUGAUCCUCUACUUGAGCAAUCCAGUCAGGAAGUGGAAGAUAUUGUCUUUGAACCCGAAGAUCCCAAUCUACUCUUCAGGAAUGGCGCACCAAGAUCUGUUACACCAGAUUCGCCAAUUUCCCAGACUAGUACAGUUCUCAUUCGACCCCUCUUAGAUAGUUCAACAAACACAAGUGGUUCAUCCAUUCAGAACAUACCAUCGGAGAUGGCGACAGGUGGCCCUAGUGCAUGUAGGCAUUUAAAGCAAUCAGAGAUAUCAAAACUCUAUGAAAUACCUCCAUAUCGUGGUUAUUCCGUACGAAAUUCAAUGCCCAAGAAGAAUACUCCGGCAGGUGCUUCUCCAACAACGAAGACUGCAUCACAGCCAAUUCAGAUUCCAGAAAUACCACCAUUCAGGAAACCAUCAACAUCUUCCCUAUCUCAGACACCUCCACAGCGUUUCUCAGUCUCGGAUGUGAAAUCCUCUCCGACGAAAAUCCCAGAGAUUCCACCAUUUAAACCGCGGAAAUCCGCCGAAAUGACACCACCUGCCACGGCAACCAGCACAUCAGGUGAAAGCCCACAUGUUGGUGUUCCCGAUUGGGCUAGACGCCUCAAAGUGGCUGAAACGUCUCCCAUUCACCGGAGUACAGACUGCAUUGCAGCCAAAGAACUACAUCCGGGUACAGAUUCCCCGGAACAAGUCCUAAAGAACGCCCCCUCGUGGAGUUCUGUGGCUGUACGAACUAGUGUAAGCAGUGUUGGUGAUGUUGUGGCUAGUUCCAGUACAGUAAGUUCAUCUCCAGCAAGUGGUACCGUGCCCAAGAAACUCUCCGGCACGGCGACUGAAGAAGAGGUCAAGGCUGCAGAAUUGGCUGCCAAAAAGUCCCGCCUUAAGCAGAGUCUAGUCAAAAGGGCUAGAUCAGUGGCGAUAUUCUCACUUAAGCUGAAAGAAAGGCGAGCAAGGGAAGCUGAGAAAGCCGCCCAGGCAGCUGUUGAGCAUGCUAAGGUUGUGGCACAAGUUACAAAUCCUCCAAUUGGAGGAGAACUGUCCUUUAUGCCAAUUGAGCAACUCAUUCAAGUGGAUGAUGUUGUGAAACAUCGAAAUUCACAGUCAGGCUCAGGAACAGUCUAAAAUAAAUUUAAAAAAUGGAUGAUUAAAAAAAAUUCUGAGCUUUCAGAAGAGAAAAGCAAACUGAAAUUCCUCCACAAAAGGACUGUAGAGGUGAAAUAAUUGGACUAGUUAGAGAAGAAAAAUUAAUUCUAAAACAUGGCACCACGUUAGGUUCAGAAGGAAACACAUUCAACAGUAAGAAAAUUAGUUUAAUUGCCGCAAAAUGUUAGUUUGCAAUUCUUAGUAUAAAUUUUUGAAAAUAGAAAGAGAUAAUCUCUAAUUUUAGCUGAGCUUUCUGUGACGUACAUUGCAGAUUGUGGGUGAAAGCAGCCACCCACAUAAAAGAAAAAGAAUUAAAGCUUUUCAUUUUAAGAGCCUUGAUUUAUCUUUGAGUACAAAAAUAUUCUUAGCGCAUCCUAUUUUAUCGUGCCUCAUUCUUUAUUAUAUUGUGGUCUGUGUGGUACAGCGUAGGUGAAGAGGACGGAACUUUAAAAGUUUAAAACUCACCUCACGUUACAAUUUUAAAUGAAAGAAAAAAAACAAAUGGACUGUAAAUAAUUAUAUUUUUGCUAAACAUUUUUAUUGUUCAGCAAAAAUGAGAAAAUUGUAUACAAAAAAAAAACAUUGAAAAUGUGGAAACUCAUCCACCAUCGAAAAAUGUGCUUUUUAAAUGAGAUUUGUUUGAAAAAAAUUUGUAUGGUAAUGUUGCUUUUUGCGAAGAAAUAAGGAAAUCUGAAAGUCCAUAAAAUCUCCGGAAUAUUACAACAAAUAAAAGAAAGAAUAUCCGAUCCAGAGUUAUUAAUUUUGGAAUUUAUAAAAUGUUCUAAAAGUAUUUUGAGAAAAAAAAUGUGUUGCUAACUUUUUGAACAGCCCGCAAUGUAAAAUUUAUUCUUCAUCAUUAAUCUUCUUAUAUUAAAAAAACAACAACUAAUUAUUACUCCCAAAAUAUUCCCAUAAAAUGUACAUUUAAAUAAAAAAAAAGAAAUAAGAUGAAAAAAAGUAUUGUAAUUAAUUGUGUAUUGAUUGUGAUAAUAGAAUAGUCAUCGAAUAUUUAAAUUAUUAAAUAAAAAAUACAUCGUGAGAAAAGAUUAAUGUGAUAUUUGAUUGUUUGUUAAAAAAAUUAUAUUCUUUUUUAUUGUUAUGGAGGAUAUUUUUUUCUCAAAAGGUGUUGCACUAUUUUUUGCGAAAGAAAACAGCUUUUCAUUCUCUUUUCAAACUGUUGCUUAUUUUUUUUUCUUAUUAAGAGCUAAAAUGAAACCUUCGGCAAAAAAUAAAACAUAUCAAUUCGCAAUAUUGGCGCAAUUCAUAAGUAAAAUAAUACGUACAGAAGAAAAUUCAAUAGAAAACAUCAAUCAAAAAUCACAUUGAAUAAAAUCUUCAAAAGGAAGAAAUAAAGAGUGGACAGAAUUAUAUACCUACAUGACCUACAUACAAUUUUUCCCCUUGAAGUUCUUGUUUUUCCUCUCCAAAACUCCUCUUCCUGCGGAGAAUGAAGAAAGAAAGAAAAAAUAUAUACAAAAUAAUAUCGUUACUCCAGACAUGUUGCAUUGAAUAAAUGAAUUUUUUAGAAUGUUACAAUUUUCUAUAAGUGAUACGCAAAAUUACAAUAAUUAAAUAUUAAAUUAUAUUACAUUACAUUGUAAGAAAAUUGCAACACACACACACAAAAUUUAUUAAUUACAAAAAAUGUAAACUGUCUUAAAGGACAACAGAAAACAAAGCUUAAUAACGACAAUUAAAAUACAA
Molecule: messenger RNA, 5559 nt
Organism: Lutzomyia longipalpis
Lineage: Eukaryota; Metazoa; Arthropoda; Insecta; Diptera; Psychodidae
Gene: wwk
Product: anoctamin-8
Exons: 13
Coding region: 361-3834 (1157 amino acids)
Biological process (GO): chloride transmembrane transport
Cellular component (GO): plasma membrane
Molecular function (GO): chloride channel activity
Source: RefSeq, a predicted model, not a curated record